Messenger RNA from Periconia digitata, 1800 nucleotides. NCBI's taxonomy places the organism in Eukaryota, Fungi, Ascomycota, Dothideomycetes, Pleosporales, Periconiaceae. The record is from the annotation of a GenBank genome assembly.
CACGUCGGCCACAAACCCCCCGGCAUCCCCCGACCGAAUACCAUGCCCGACCAUCUCGAGCUUGCCCGGCUAACCUCACCGGCUACGCGUACGGAGAGAACGCCAGUGACGAUGCCUGGGGACGAACAUCUAGAUCAUGACCUUCAUAGGCGAACACUGCGGAAACUCGACUUGCUGCUCCUUCCCUUUCUCGCCCUGCUAUUCCUCUUCAACUCCCUGGAUAAAACCAAUAUUGGAAAUGCCGAAUCAGCACAUUUCACUACCGACAUUGGACUUGAGAAGUCUGAUCUGAACACGGCUGUAGCCCUCUUCUUUGCCUUCUUCGUCUCCCUGCAGCCUGUAGGCGCAGCUCUAGGCAGAAAAUAUGGAAUGGUUCUCUGGGUGCCAAGCUGCAUGCUCCUCUGGGGAAUCUCAACCGCUUUACAUACGUGGGUCACUGCGAGGUGGCAGCUUUAUCUGCUUCGCAUCAUUAUCGGGUGUCUGGAAGCCGGCUUCUAUCCCGUCACUGUUUCCUAUCUAUCUCUCUUCUAUACGCGAUUUGAAUUUGGUAGGCGUCUGUCUUUGUUCUAUGGCCAGGCUGCUGUUGGAGGUGCGCUCGGCGGCCUUCUCAGUUACCUAGUUUUUUCCAUGUUUCCAGACGAGCACGACGAGAACGGAGAGCACACAAAGUCAAACUGGCAGAACUGGCAAGUUCUGUUCUUACUCGAAGGGAGCUUGACCAUCGUCAUAGCAAUACUGGGCUACUUCUGGCUUCCUCACAACGUGGAAACAUCCUGGUUUCUGUCUUCACAGGAAAGGAAGUAUGCCUCCUCCCGUAUCAUCCAGGACCGCGAAGUUCAAGCGAAUCCCGACUACGAAUCCUCGAUAGAUCCUGGAGAGGAGCGAGAGCAUGACGAUGAGUCGCGUGGCUUGCUGAACCCGUCCCAGUCAUCUGCCACCUCCACCGGAAAGGAGGUCACAUAUGAGCGUGGUCUGAGUCCACACGACGUCGUAUCUGCGUUUCUUUCACCCAAGAUAUGGCACAUCCUAGGAUGCAACAUCCUGUCUGCCGUUCCGGUGUAUGCUUUCCAGGUGUUUCUACCACUCGUUCUGGCCCCUCUUACAGAUUCUCCGAAUCCAGCUCUGGUGAACUUGCUUGCUGCUCCGCCCAAUAUAUGUGGUGCCAUUAUGCUUUACAUGUUUGCAAGCUACAGCGACCGACACCGUAUUCGGAUCUUGCCCAUUCUAGUUGGGCUUGUGAUCAUGGUAGUAGGCUUGGUUCUCGUCGUCGCCUUGCCUACUACCAAAGGGUGGGCGAUCCCACGAUAUCUGGCGUUAAACGUCCUGCUUUCAGGGACCUUCAUCGCCUCUCCUCUUACUGUGGCGUGGAUAUCCGACAAUACACCUUCGCCUGGUAAACGUGCGCUUCUACUUGGCAUCAACGGCUGGGGAAACCUCGCAGGCGUGCUCUCCGCGCUUCUUUUCAAGCCAAAGUACGCAGAAUCUGGCUAUAUCGUGCCUUUUUGGUGGACACUGGCUUGCGUAGCUGCUGCUGCUGUGGGCUAUUUUCUAUUGUGGCGGAAUCUCAAAACAGAGAAUGCUUCGCGAAAGAAAAUACUGAGCGGUUGGGAGGAAGAAGAGGUGGCACAGGAAAAGACUGACGGCCAAGGCCCCCUCGAGCAACCUCAUGUAGUGAUGCGCUUCUUGAUCGGUGCUCUGACCAGAUUGGGAAUGUCUCCUAGGAUCUUGAAGGCGUUCAAAGAGGCUACUGAAGGAGGGAGAGAGGGCGACGAGAAGAUUACCUUCGUGUACGGACUUUGA